ACUAUUUAAUUUCAGAAUUAGAGAAUGAUCGGCCCGUGAUUCUUGUAUAUUUUUGAUGUUAUGAAAAUUUACAUAUUAUUAUUUUUUCUCUUUUGUUCCUUUUAUCAACAACUUAAAUUUUUCCAGGAUUGAGAAUGGCGAGUUGUCCUACGGAAAGAGAACCUUUGUUAGGACGGGGAAGAAGUUUACCAGAUCGGCGGUCAUUCCUUCCUCUUGGAUCUUCGCCUGCCGAUCGUCGUUCUCUUUUACCUAUAUCUGAAGCUCCUAAACGCGGGAGAACAAUAUCAGAAUGCCCACGUAGAAUUCCUAUCAAUGAACCGAACCAAGAUGAAGUACAAAGAGAGCGAACCUUUUCUCCCACUGAUAUAGAAGUAGACCUUGAAGGAUGGCAGGGAAGCUGUCUGUGUCAUCCACAAGCUCUGCUCCACAGGGUGAUUGCUUUGAUCCUGAUGUGUCUCCUCGGGUUCGGAAAUUACUUCUGUUUUGAUAAUCCUGGAGCUCUGCAGUCGGAGUUGAAGGAUGCAAUGAACAUUACGACGGCGCAGUUUGCAAACCUGUACGCCUGGUACUCCUGGCCAAACGUUGUUCUUCCAAUCAUUGGCGGAUUUUUAAUGGACAGGGUUUUCGGAAUAAGAUUGGGAACUAUGCUCUUCGCAUUCAUCAUCAUCUUUGGGCAGAUCAUCUUCAGUAUGGGCGGGUUCCUGGACAGGCUCUGGGUCAUGGAGGUCGGGAGGUUCGUGUUUGGGAUUGGAGGAGAAUCCCUUUCCGUGGCACAGAACACCUACGCUGUUUCAUGGUUUAAGGGAAAGGAGCUCAACAUGGUUUUUGGAUUUCAGUUGAGUAUUGCUCGGGUUGGCUCCACAGUGAAUUUUCUUCUCAUGGGUCCUCUCUUCCAAUACAUAAAGAACCAGACCUUAGAGAGGGACGCAGCCAUGAACCACAGUAUGAACCUGUUCUGGGAGGAAAACCUCUUCGAAGAAAGUUAUCUGAAUGGGUCCCAGGAGCUAGAUCUAAUCGCUGAAAGAGAUAGUUAUGGUCCAACGGUUAUAGGAUGGACUCUUCUUACUGCUGGAGGUUUUUGUGUUGCAUCAUUUUUCUGCAGUGUUAUCCUUGCCUGGAUGGAUAAGAGAAGGAACGAAAUCUUGAACAUUGUUGAACCUGGAGACUCCGGAGAAGUCGUUAAAAUCACCGAUGUCAAGGAUUUUCCGUUAUCCUUCUGGUUUUUGUGCCUAGCCUGCCUCUCCUACUACGGGGUUAUAUUCCCCUUCGUGUCCCUGGCCAAGGACUUCUUCAAGGUCGAGUUUGAUAUGGACGGGAACUCUGCUAACUUUAUUACAGGUUUGAUUUAUCUUGUAUCUGCUCCUGCAUCUCCCCUUCUUGGUUUACUCAUGGAUAAAACAGGACGGAAUAUAUCAUGGGUAGUUCUGGCCAUUAUAUCUAGUAUUGGAUGUAUCUGCCUUCUUGCAUUCACCAGUGUGAAUCCGUUCAUAUCUAUCUCAUGUUUGGGAGUAGCAUACAGCCUUCUAGCCUCGGCACUUUGGCCGAUCGCUGCUCUGAUCAUACCUGAAUAUCAGCUGGGGACCGCAUACGGUCUUAUGCAGGCAAUUCAAAACUUGGGGUGUGCUCUGAUUGUGAUGGCCGCUGGAUUGAUCGCAGACGAGUAUGGAUACACGUGGUUAAUGUUGUUCUUCCUCGGCUGGUUGUUCCUGUCUCUGACCUCGACUGUCUGUAUCUGGUUCUGCGACUGUUCUACGACCGGUUAUCUUAACAUGUCGAUAAGUGAGAGACAGAUAUUCGACGAUGCAAGGCAAGCUGCCCUGGACGCUGAGAGAGCUAGACAGAUAGAUGGACAUCGGUUGCUUAGCAGACCAAGAACUGACGCAAAUAUACGCAAUCGAUAUCUAUCCAAGAUCGGAGCUCAUCUCCCGGCUCAUCUUGGUCAAGGUCGUCUCAUAGUUCCAGCUCAUCAGAGAUAACUAGACGACUGUCCAGAGCACAUUUGUCAGAUAAUAGUUGUAUAGUAGUGUAUAGAUUAUAAUUUGAAUCUAGGGAAAUUAAUUGAGAUUAUUUACAAUUAAUAAUUUAUUAGUGACUAACAGGGGUCUAUGUUUUCCUGAAAAUCAAUUCUACUCAACAUAAAACAUAAUUCUUCCCUGUUUUGCGCGGAGCAUUAACAUUUUUUUUCGGGGAUUUAAUUCUGAACUCAAAUUUUUGGAUAUUUUUUUGUGAAGUAAAAAAGGGUUGGAUAAUUCUGGAAAACAUAUAUCCCUGAAGAUUUGGCUUAAUAGUUGUACUUGAGAAAUAAACAGAAAUUAUGAAGAAAAUAAUUAAAUAACAGUUUAAAUUUUUUAAACUAUACUGUGAUAGUUUUAACUAAAAUUCGCCCAACUACUAAAAUUCACUAUUUUUUUUUCUCAAUACUUCAUAUUAUAUAUCUUCAGAUCUGAAUUUCAUCCACAAGAUAAAGAAAAUCUAAGAAAUCAGUUCAGUGCUUUCCAUUUUUAUUUUUCUAUAAGAUAAAGAGGUAAAAAACCCAUGAAGCAACUUCAUGUGUGCAAACCGGAAACUACUCCGAUUGUAUAUUUUAAAUUGUGUGCCUUAUCUCAACUUUUUAGUAAACAUAUUUAAAUAUUAAAAUAAUGUUAUAUUUGUAAUAACAGUUAUUUUGUAUGCCUGGAAUUAUAUAGUUUUGGAAUCUGGAAUUAAUAUUAACGGAUAUCAAAUUGCAUCAUCGACUUAGCAACGUAAACAAACCAAAACUGCUUAAGACAGUUUUAAGAACAUUCUUUUUUUUCUAGUUCAUUUUUGAUUUAAAAUUUAAAAUUUUUGACUUUAAAUGAAUUUCUUACUUUCACUACACGGGCAUUAGUAGAUUACGAAAUUAUUAUUAAAAAUCUUUAAAGAUAUUUUCUUCAUCAGAAUACCGACGUUAAAUAAUUUUUAUAAAGUUAUUUUCUAAUAAUUUGACAAUACCAAAAAAUCUCUUCAGGUUCUUGCUUUAAACUCGAGAGUCUUUUCGUUGGUUGUAUAACGCUAAGUUUACACAAGAUAAAAAAUAUAUUUCGGGACGGAACAUCGGUCAAAUAAUUUGUAUCCCAAAGAUAUUCACUCUUCACACAAUUACACUAAAAAUACUCUUGAGCUAACAUGACCGUUAACAUUUUGUUUCAGUUUUCACUUCAAAAAAGAUCUUUUGCUUUUUAUGAACAUAAAAAUAUUUCCAUUCUUUGAUACUCACCUCAUGCAGAUAUUUAUAAAUAAAACAAUGUGUGAACGCUUUUGAACGUAAAAUUUAAUUGUUAUGUCAAGUUUUUUUCCAAUGUCUUGAAUAUUUUAUGAAAAUGCUCACAAUAUUUUGUUACGUUUUGCUAACUUGAUAAAACAUUUUGAGCAUUUUUCUGGUUUAUUUCUAUCCGAUUAUUUAUUAUUUAUGUGUGAUAGUUUUACACUUGGCUUUAACUUAAUGAAGUUUAUAUUUAAUAUGAUAUUGUAAAUACCAAAUAUAUUAAAAA
Eurytemora carolleeae is the source of this 3512-nucleotide messenger RNA. RefSeq names its product major facilitator superfamily domain-containing protein 1. Gene Ontology annotation, biological process: transmembrane transport. NCBI's taxonomy places the organism in Eukaryota, Metazoa, Arthropoda, Copepoda, Calanoida, Temoridae. The coding region runs from base 135 to 1976 and encodes 613 amino acids. The transcript has 12 exons. The record is from RefSeq and is a predicted model, not a curated record. Gene Ontology annotation, cellular component: lysosome. Gene Ontology annotation, molecular function: transmembrane transporter activity.